Molecule: messenger RNA, 1782 nt
Organism: Lichtheimia ornata
Lineage: Eukaryota; Fungi; Mucoromycota; Mucoromycetes; Mucorales; Lichtheimiaceae
Exons: 5
Coding region: 1-1782 (593 amino acids)
Biological process (GO): protein phosphorylation; mitotic DNA damage checkpoint signaling
Cellular component (GO): nucleus
Molecular function (GO): ATP binding; protein serine/threonine kinase activity
Source: RefSeq, a predicted model, not a curated record
AUGUUGACACGAUUCAAGAGCAUCUUUCGACCACGAAAACAACAUCAAAAAGAGAGGUCAAUGCGUGUUGUUGCCUAUACCAAGGAUAUGAAGCGUAUCAGUGACACCUCCGGCCCAGCAACAACCACUGCCAACACUGCUACUGCACAUUCGGCAAAGGAGAAACAGUCAUCUCGAGUGCCUGCAGCCAAAGAAAUCUUUGAGCAUGCCGAUUCUAGCGAAAAACAACGAGCUGAGGAAAGAGCGGCAAAGUUGGUUGAGGAGGAACGACGUCGUAAACAUCAGCUCCCUGCCUAUGAUGGCUUGGAACAGUACGAAAUCAUUAAAAAGCUUGGCGAUGGAGCAUUCUCCAACGUCUACAAAGCUCGUGACAAGACAUCAGGACGCAAGGUGGCCAUCAAAGUGGUGCGUAAACGUAAAAAUGAGCCUGAGCAAAACAAUCACCUGCAUCCAAGCAUGAAAAAGAAACCCAGAGCAACGGAGCGAGCCAACAUCCUCAAAGAAGUACAAAUCAUGCGUAAUGUGGACCAUCCCAACAUUGUACAGCUGAUCGAUUUUGCUGAAUCUGAUGAGUUUUAUUAUUUGGUGCUCGAGUUGUGUGAAGGAGGGGAGCUAUUUCAUCGCAUUGUCAAGUUGACCUAUCUAAGUGAGCCAUUGGCACGCCAUGUCAUCACUCAAGUAGCACAAGCGGUGCGUUAUUUGCAUGAAGAAUGUGGUGUGGUGCAUCGCGAUAUUAAACCAGAGAACAUUCUAUUUGAUCCGAUACCAUUUAUUCCAACAUCACCACUACAUCGACAUCGAUAUCCAUUUGACGAGAACAAAGAAGACGAAGGCGUAUUCACCAAAGGUUUUGGAGGUGGCGGUAUCGGUCAAGUGAAAAUUGCGGAUUUUGGUCUCUCCAAGGUGAUCUGGGACAGCUCAACAUGGACGCCAUGCGGCACAGUGGGUUAUACAGCACCUGAGAUUGUUCGUGAUCAACGUUAUUCAAAGUCAGUCGAUAUGUGGGCUAUGGGAUGCGUCCUUUAUACCUUGCUUUGUGGAUUUCCUCCCUUCUACGAUGAAUCGAUCCAUGCUUUGACAGACAAGGUGGCUCGUGGUCAAUAUGCUUUUCUAAGCCCAUGGUGGGAUCCUAUUUCGGAUUCGGCCAAAGACCUCAUUAGUCACUUGUUGUGCGUUGAUCCCACCAAACGAUAUACCAUUGAUCAGUUUUUGAGUCAUCCUUGGAUCACUGGCAAAGAACCAACAUUUGUUACUCGCUCAUCAUCGAUCCCAUCACGCCCUUCACCUUCAACUACCAUAUCCACACUCAGCGAUCUCGACUCGCCAGAUUCAGCACGUAGACGAAAGGAUGCUUUUUCACCAGGUGUCCCAUCCAUCAAGGAGAUCCUCGAUAUUACUUAUGCUGUGCAACGCAUGGGCGAAGAAAAAACUUGGCGUGGUGCUACUGUCAAUGGUUUGGCUGAUCAACCGCAUUAUGAAAUGGACGAGGAGGAAGAGGAUGAUGAUGAUGCUAUGCUUGCAGACAGCGCCAACGCCAUCAUCACCAUGAACAAGGAUCGUAAGCAUCGUCGACAAUCGAUCGAGCAAAAUACAAAAGCAGCAGCACCAGGAUCGUCGUCAUCACAACAACAGGCACCUGUACCAUUACCGAAUCUUGCUAUUGCACCGAAAAAGAAACAAGCCAUUCAUCGAUAUAGGCAACAACAGCAACCAGCUGGUGGAUUCCAACUCAACAUGGAUAAUGCAACGCUCCUCAAAAACAGACGUCAGGCUGUAUGCUGA